AUGACCUAAUUGUAGAAGAUGGACAGUAGAUUAGUUUCAGAGUUCGAGAAUGACAUAAAGGGAUCUCAGAGUGCUAUAAGAAAUGCUCAAUGCCACCAAAUCUUUCAAGGAAGGGGCAAGAAGUACAUGAAGAUCAAGUAAGACACCAAACAAUAGCUCUAUUGUAUGGUGUAGAAGCAGGGGAUGAAAAUAAAGGAUGCUGCUCUAAAAUUAGGUAUUAAAUACGCAACAGCGAAGACCAUAAUAUUUCACCAGAGAUAGAAGAGGAAGGCGAAAAGGAAAUGCGGUGAGAGAAUGUGUGGAUACACUAGAAAAUAUGGACAAAGAAGUUCAAGAUUGGAAAUCAUAAGCAUAAUUGGAAGCGAAGUGGUGCACAAAUAAGAUUACAAUCUGUGA
Molecule: messenger RNA, 396 nt
Organism: Paramecium tetraurelia
Lineage: Eukaryota; Ciliophora; Oligohymenophorea; Peniculida; Parameciidae
Exons: 2
Source: RefSeq, a predicted model, not a curated record